Mya arenaria is the source of this 1777-nucleotide messenger RNA. RefSeq lists its product as uncharacterized. The transcript is spliced from 3 exons. Lineage: Eukaryota; Metazoa; Mollusca; Bivalvia; Myida; Myidae. The record is from RefSeq and is a predicted model, not a curated record. Bases 217 to 858 code for a protein of 213 amino acids.
UAUAAACUUGUUUGUAAGUACAUGUUCUACUUACUGUAAUUGGUGUUAUUAAUACUUUUGUAACUAAUCAAAAUUGUUUUAUAUUAAAAAGGAAUACUUAUAUAAAUCAAUUAAAUAAGCUUAUAUCAAAUAUUAAUUUGAAAGAUUAAAACAAAUUGUUUUUGAAGAACAGUUGCUGUAGCGCUGUUUCUUGAAAUUACAUAAUCAGAACAAAUCAUGGAUCCAAAUGUUAAAAAUGAGGAUAUUAUCCGCAUCUAUCUCUGUGGGCCUCACAGCACCGGAAAGACAACUCUGAUGCUUGACCUUGAACCUCAUUUACACGGGGUCAAGGUCAUAGAAGAAGUUGCAAGGUCAGUGAUUAAAAACCACGGAUGGGAGAGAGAUGAUUUCAGGCCGGAUAAACACCCUGACGUGUUCAAACAGAUGAAUUAUGAAAUACUUGAAGCUCAAAUAGAUGUGGAAAAGAGGUUUUCAGAAAUGAAUCAAGACUUCAUAUGCGAUCGAGCCAUAGACCCGAUUGUGUAUUGUGACUUUUACGUAGGACCAGAAGCUAGGGACGGAAUUUUCAAAACACCGAAUAUUCAACAGUGGAUAGAAAGGCUUCGAAACUCGCUAGUUAUCUUGGUAGCUCCCCACAAAGAAAUCAUCAUAGAUGACAGUGUGCGACUGACUUCCAGUUUUGACGAACUGUGUCGGUUUUACGAGACUUUUGUCAAGGAGUUAAAUGUUAAUGAGAUACCGUAUAUUGAUUUAUGUGAACUUGAUAGACAAAAACGAAUUGACAUCAUAUUGAAAGAGCUGGCUGAGUUUAAAGAAAAACGUCAUCUAAGCUUUAAAAAAAAUGCCAGUCAAGUGUAGCAAGGGGCUAAAUUUGUACUGUACGAAUAUUAGAAAGUUAAACACAAACAACGGGAGCGGCAAAAACAGGACAAAGAACGAAAAUAUGAUAAGUAAUAAGAAUGUGAGAAAUCGGUCAGAAAGUAAAGAAUGGGCAAAAUGGUCAUAGUAGUAAUUUAGGCGAAAAAGGAAUAGGGCGGUAUAGAAAAAAAUGGAAAUGACUUGAAAGUAACUGAGGCGAAAAUGGCCAGAGAUGACUAUAAGUGGCCCAUCAGGGAUCAAUCAAAUUGCCAAAUAUAUUGUAAAUAAAGGACAUUGAACAUAUUAUUGGACGUAAGUGGGCAAUAUUAAAGGCUUUAUCAAUAUAUUGACGAAAACGAAAGCGCGAGUUUAAUGAUAUUUUCAAUAUUAAAAGUAUCCUACUAUUAAAGAAUGUUUGUGAGAGUACAGAAAAAUUUGAUUAGUGAAAUGAAUGUCCACUUGGCAAAAAGGAACGAUUAUCAUUUUCAAUGUGUCAAUGUUUUUGUCAAUUAUUUAUUCAGUCAAUAUUAUUGCCAAUUUAAAUGAUCAUAGAUAGGUCGCUAAGGCGGUAUAAGAAUGGGUGAAAACGGUCAGAAAGUGACUUGGCAGUAUAAAAAUUAUUGAUCACAGUGAGGACGUAACCUUGACAGAGUAAAAUGUGUGCUUACGGUCAAACGGUCAAAGAGUAACUUGAGCAGUAACAAUGGGUGAAAACGGUCAAAAAAUAACUUAUCUGUAUGUGUGAAACGAGUCAGACAGAAACUUACACGAUAUAAGAAUGGAUGUAAACUGUCAGAGAGCCUAAUUUAGGUGGUAACAGAAAGUGUGAACUCCUUUUGAGAGUUGUGGUUGGUUACACGUCUGUGAACAUGGUCAGAGAGUAAUGAAGACGGUAACAGAACGGAUGAUAUCGUACAGA